Messenger RNA from Sphenostylis stenocarpa, 192 nucleotides. The record is from the annotation of a GenBank genome assembly. Lineage: Eukaryota; Viridiplantae; Streptophyta; Magnoliopsida; Fabales; Fabaceae.
AUGGAUAACGACAAUGUGGGGCAUGUCACUAUCAUUGUUCUUGUCUACAAAAAAAUUAUUUUUGGGCUUAUGUUAUCCACCUCAGAAGAGUUUGAGCUUCACUCUCAUGGUGACUACCCCAGCUUUCUAGAUUUUAAGGAGAGAUCCAUUCCCCUCUCACUGGUAACUACACAUUCUGCUAAAAAUGAGUAA